GAACUACAAUUAAAAUAAAACUGCGGAGGGAGCAGAAAGCCUGGGUGACUAGUGAAGCUAUGUCGAUUGUUGUGGAUGUUAAUGUAGUAUCAGAUUCAGAUAUGAUAGCUAGAGAUGUAAAUCUGGGUGGGAGUUCGAGUACUAGCCCUCAAGAUGACAAUAUCUAUGAGAGAUUGAAGAAGGCGGCUCAAGAUGACAAUAUCUAUGAGAGACAAUAUAGAAAGACUCUACGAGUGCAAACUCAUUUUGCCAUGGAAUUAAUGACCCUUAAACCGUCGCUUGCUUCCAAACUAAACGUGUCAGGUUUUAGCCCAAUUCAUUUAGCUCUGCUAAACAACCACAUUCGAAUGGUGAGAGGCUUAGUCAGCAUCAAGGGAAGAGGAAGGAUUACUCCUUUGCAUCAUGUGGCUGGAAUAGGCGAUGCAGAGUUGUUAAACGAGUUCUUGUUGGCUUGUCCUAUUGAGAUAUGGAAUUCGAUGAUCUUAUUGAGAGAGGCA
This is a messenger RNA of Thlaspi arvense, 497 nucleotides long. NCBI's taxonomy places the organism in Eukaryota, Viridiplantae, Streptophyta, Magnoliopsida, Brassicales, Brassicaceae. The record is from the annotation of a GenBank genome assembly.